Messenger RNA from Maylandia zebra (zebra mbuna), 6039 nucleotides. The record is from RefSeq and is a predicted model, not a curated record. NCBI's taxonomy places the organism in Eukaryota, Metazoa, Chordata, Actinopteri, Cichliformes, Cichlidae.
AAACUCGAGCAUCUCUGGGAGCACGAGGGGAAUGUACCAAGUGUCAGAGCGACGUUCCUCUCCCAGCACAGGAGCAUCAGGGAGGAUCAAGUCUGUCUCGCAAGGCUCUGGAGGUUACGACAGUGAUAGCGUUGAGAUGCAUCCCAUGGAGGACUGUCCUGAAGCUCAGUACUAUCACAUGCAGUGCCGGUUGAAUGAGGGGGGUUACGAACGCUCACCCGGAUGCGGCUCGAGAAACUGGGGUCUUCGUAAACAGGCUAUCCAGAACUGGCAGCGGCGACCUUACAGGAACAGCACUGAAGGCGAGGAGGGAGACGUAUCUGAUGUGGGUUCCCGAACCACCGAGUCUGAAGUGGAGAUGUGGGAGCAAGAGAGGAGGGCUGUGGCGGAAGUCCAGCAGUCUGCUGCGCCCUAUUCUCACAGCAGAGCAGCAUACCGCCCCAACGCCGGUCGGUCUGAAGGCGUCUACAGCAAGCCAUGCAGACAUGAAAAGAGUCCUUCCAAAUCCAAUGAGGUGAUCAGUCCAGAGAUCCUGAAGAUACGUGCAGCCCUCUUUUGUAUCUUCACCUACCUGGAUACUAAGACCCUGCUGAGAGCUGCCGAGGUCUGCCGCAAUUGGAAGUUUGUGGCCCGCCACCCAGCCGUGUGGACCAGAGUGCUGCUAGAGAACGCUCGCAUCUCUUCCAAGUUUCUUAGCACAAUGUCUCAGUGGUGCACUCAGACGCACUCUCUGAUCCUGCAAAACCUUAAACCAAGACAGCGGGGCAAGAAGGAAACCAAGGAGGAUUACCUGAAAAGCACACGUGGCUGUCUGGAGGAGGGUCUAGAGGCGUUGUUAAAGGCCACAGGAAGUAACCUGCUGAUACUGAAGAUUUCACACUGCCCCAACCUGCUGACUGAUCGCUCCCUUUGGCUGGCCAGCUGCUACUGCCGAGCCCUUCAGGCUGUAACAUACAGGAGUGCCACAGAUCCAGUUGGGCAGGAGGUUAUCUGGGCCCUUGGAGCUGGAUGUAGAGACAUUAUAUCCCUACAGGUGGCGCCAUUACAUCCAUGCCAACAACCCGCUCGCUUCAGUAACCGUUGUCUGCAGACCAUUGGAAGAUGCUGGCCGCACCUCCGUGCUCUUGGUGUGGGCGGUGCUGGGUGUGGGAUUCAGGGACUGGCCUCAUUGGCGAGGAACUGCAUGCGCCUGCAGGUGUUAGAGUUGGACCAUGUGAGUGAAAUCAACCAGGAGGUGGCAGCAGAGGUUUGCAGAGAGGGCUUGAAGGGCCUCGAGAUGCUGGUGCUCACCUCCACACCAGUCACCCCGAAAGCCCUGCUCCACUUCAACAGUGUUUGCCGCAACCUCAAAUCCAUUGUGGUUCAGAUUGGUAUAGAAGAUUACUUUGAGGACCCGAACAGCCCAGAAGCUAGAAAACUGUUUGAUGAGAUGGUUAACAAGCUCCAGGCUCUAAAGAAGAGACCCGGCUUCUCCAAAAUCCUCCACGUGAAAGCAGACAGUCUCUGCUAACGUCUUUUGUGCAGGUUCCUCAAGCCUUGGAGAGGGUGCCAUCACGGCUCCAGUCAAUCAAAAAGACCCAGCUGUUCCUGGAGUUGAAUGCGUCUGCAGCAUCGUGAAGUAGUAUUGAGGGCUCAGUGUGCAUUUUGCUAAAGUACAAAUCUAAGACAGAAAAACUUGAUACAGUUAUCUCGUUAAUAUCGGUUAGCCAGUUUGACUUGCAGCGGCACUAUGUAUCAGAAAGGGGGGCUUGUUUUAAACCUGACAAACUCAAGAAACGCAACAGCUUACUCUAAAUUUUCCUUUGCAGUAACCUUUUUGCUUUUUCCAUUCAAAAAAGUGGUUUCUGUCAUUGCACAGAGCAGAUCCCUUUUAUUGCAACCCUUGAAGCCACACGACAGCACUUUUUAGCUGUCCGCAUCCACACAGUGCUCGAUGUAGACUAACACCAACAGCUGACGGGCUGCAGACCAUGAUCACAGGCAAAUGUGACUUCUCUUAUUCAAGUUCACGUUGUGUUUGUGUCUGCGUGGAUGACUUAAACACAUAAAUGGAAAUUGUGACAAAGUACUGGAUCAAGCCUGUACAUUGAAACUGGACAAUGGAUGACUUUGAACACUUACUGCUUCCACCCAGAACAGAAAUAUGCUGCACCAGCUGCGGGUUCUGUGGACAGAGCGCAAAGGACAGCCACACACACACACAGACCUGCAGUCUUCUAAACACUGCCUGGCAGUGAUGCAUUUUGCCUCCUCUUCUCUAACAUCCUCUGUUUCCAUAUGUUUUAAAAAAAACAAAAACAAACAAGGUCACGAAUCUUGUGUUUUUAAAUAUUUGGGCCUUUUCAUCCCAGACAGCAGGAUUUAAUACCUGACGUUACCGGUGCCAUUCGUAACAGUGUCCUCAUUCCAGUGAGCGUUUUCUCCAAUGUGCCAUUAACGAGGGGGAAAGGGGGACCAAGUGUUUGAUCACUAAAAUCAAAAGCAGUGUUGACGUUUAAUUUAAAUGUGUGUGAAUUUAAGGCGUUGUGUUUCAUAUGGGACAAAGUCUCCAGGUGUCGUAGAGUUUGGACGUCAUCCGACUUUCUUCGUUUGCCACCUGAAUCAGUGCCAUUCCCGUUCACGGAGCUUCUCGUGGCCAAAGCUCUUGUGUGAUCCCUCAUUUGUAUUCAUUUAACAUUAACGUCCUCUGCCUCCCUCUGCUGGUGAUUCCAUGCAGAUGCAGCGCUGACGUGCAGCUGGCGUUACGUGACACUUUGUACCCUUUGCAGCAUGGAACAAGGAUCACCUUUUACUAUUUUGCAGACAUACGGGAUCAGGUCUUCGGUGUCACCUUUAAAAUUGGAAAAGCGACCUGACUACAGUUUAGCGUAUGUUUUGGAAAUCCUCAAGAAGUAUGAGUAGCAAUACCUGCAGUAGUUAAACUUACUGUGUUCACUUUCUGUGCUGCAAAUAGCUUAAAAGGGAGGAGCUCCAGUGAUUUUUAUACAGCCAGAUCACCCGUAUACACACAGAGAUACACACAGUAACACAGCCUGUGAAAACAGUAUCUUAAUAUAUGCCGAGGCUCUGCAGGAGCGUUGUCCUGUCUGAGAAAAUAGAAAUUGUGAUCUGGUGGUUAUCUCACAUUUCUAACAGAAAACCUGGGAUCUGAACUGUGGGUGUAAAAAGAUGUAGGUGGUUACCAAAAAACUGUAUGUCGGAGUGCUGCAAUGGACUGUUUUAUUUUUUAUUUUUUUUAUAGUUUUUGAAACUUGAUGGACCAAAAUUCUGCUGCACUGAAUUUUAAAUGUCUCUCUAAUGAGUUCCCUGACUUUAUGGAAGUGCAAUACUAAAUCUCUAAACGGAGCUCACAAUCAGUUUUAAAGGGGACCUAUUGUGCUCAUUUCAAUUCAAUUUUAUAUAAAUUCCCAAAAACAUUCGCCUCAAGGCGCUUAAUGUUGUGGAGUAAAGAAGAAACCACAAUAUUGGAAAGAAACCCCAACAAUCAUAUGACACCCCCGCCUACCAGUGAGCAAGAACCUGGCAACAGUGGGAAGGAAAAACUCCCGUUUAAAGGGAAGAAACCUCUGGCAGAACCAGGCUCAGGGAGGGGCAGCCAUCUGCUGCCACCGGUUGGGUGCUGAGGGUAAAGAGCGCCAUAUUUUUAUUCUUGGGCUCUACUAGGUAGCUUUGCAUGAUUCACAGACAAAAGUAACUCCUUAUUUUGCUUAAUCUAAGCAAAAUACGCCUUCAGAAAGAUUCAGAAAGUCACGUGAGAGGUGGGUGGAGAUUCUGAGCUCACAGUUAUCUGCCUCAGAUGACCGUAUCAAGGAUUUCCGCUCUCUCGGUGACAUCAUAAAAAUGUCUUCUGUAGCCUGAUAAACUUUCAGAAACCAAACGUUUAGUUUGAAGCCUUAGCUUUUGGUUCACAGCGAUUAUGAGGAGCAGUAUGAAAGGAAAGCAUAGCAGGUCCCUCGCUAUAAACAAAUCACGAGCACAGUUCUGUAACAAGUUUCAAAAUUAAUCAAGAGACGUGCAGAACAUGACUUCUUCUUCUACUCUGUCACUUUACACACCUUAUUCGCCCGACGGCCCUGCCUCGCCACGCCAGGCUGCAUCAUUUGUGGGCGGAACAGCAGCAGAGCAGAGCAGGUUGACAUUUUCAAGGAGCCCUGUGUGGGUGUCUGUCACGUGAGCUCUUUAAAAUUCCCAGAUAAACAAAGCUCUUAGCUGCUCUGCUUCACAGUCAGAUAUACGUACGCAGACUUGUAUAACUGCAAAUUGUUGUGACGACAAUUCGGGAACAGUCGUGGAUGUCCAUUUCUCCGUGUUCUUCCAGUACCGCAUAUUUAUUAUCCCACACUGGUCACAGAAUGUUUGCUGGGUGCAGGUGAAGGAAAUGUGGAAAUGUAAAGGUUUGCUGACACAAUAGAGAAAACACAAAAGCACUUGUUGAUUUUUUUUUUCAGUUUUAGACAAUCCUGCCUUGGUUAUCAGCUACUCUGUACAUAAUGUUUGCUUAAAAAAUGACCAACCUUUGAUGUUAUAUAAUAUUAAGGUCAUACUAACGAGUGGCAAAGUUGAAGUUUACAGGUGUUCACUCUGUAAGCGUUUUCUCUCCAAAGGUUGACGACAGACGAGCAGAGAGAAUUAUAUUAUGUAUAACAGUAGUGUUGAAAUUGCAGUUGUGUACUAGAUACUUUAUAUUAAAUGUGCAUCAGAGUCAUAUAGAGAUGGAAAUUAUUUAAGAAGAGGUUAAAGUUAAUAAUCAGCUAUUUAUUUCUAUAAAAAAAGAGCGAUGUGUAAUACUGUUGGCAUGUUUGUGUUCACGCAUCAGUCAUUGAGUUGCCUUCUUUACUGUUCUGCUACUGUGGCGAGAAAAUUAUUCGAUGUUUAAAGAGCUUUGAUUGCCUGCAGGUUAAUAAUCUUUAUUUCAACCCGUCUGUUGUUGCACUAGUGAAAAACAAAACAGGAUUUAAAAAAAAGAAGAAGAUAUUUCAGAUGUUUAUUAUAAGAGUGUUGUUUUUAAUGUUCAGCUAUCUCGCAGUAUUUUAACAGAAAUAUGAUGCACUUUCCCCCCCUUUUAUCGGCCGGCCGGUCGUCGGUUGUGUCGGGAGCGACGGCGGUCGGCCUGCCCAUCGGCGCCUUCUGAUGGGCUACUAAAAAGGAACUCUUCGCUUACGUGUCGGUUUCAUUGGGAAGGUGAUUUCGGAAACACGAUAAGCGAUACUUUUACGAUCUUCUAUAAGUGAACAGACAUACGGUUUCUCAUCUGUCAUACCUCUUCAUGUUGGGAAGGGGAAAAGAUCGACCCUGAUUCAGCUACAUUCAAGUGUUUUUUAGGUUACCGAUAUGACCUUACGCUCAUCUAUUUUGAAACGUUUUUAAUUGAUUUGCUUUAGUUUUGCUUUUAUUUGCCGAUUUCACGCGCGCACCCAUCAGUACAUCAGUUGCUUUAUUUUGAAGUUGGCCUGCUGAGGUUGUUGCAGAGCCCUUUUGUUGCCCUCUAAACCUGCAGAUUAGAGGUGCCAAGCGUGCUCCAGUGACUCCUUUUGGUUCGAGUUAUGAUCCUGUAGUUUUUUCAUUGUUUUGAAAAUGGAAGGUACUUUCUCAUUCACUUUUGUUUUGUUUGUUUUAUUUAAAUCAAGUGUCCUCUGUUGCAGUUACCCCAGUUUAUCAUAGUGUGCAAUAGAGAAAUGGUGUCUGAGUGUUCAUGUACCUCUCUGUACAUAUUUUAUGUGUGAUUGAUUGUAUUCUGCCCAUUCAUCUGAACAGUAUUUUACACAUUACCUCAACACUUAACUGGGCAAUUAAGUGUGCCGUUUGUCUUUGUAAUCUUUGUUUUCCUUUUAUUUUUUGACCGCCGGCUGAUCCAUGAACUUCAUCCGAUUUGCUUGAGACGAAAUUAAUUCUGUUGCUGGAAAAACAACAACAACAAAAAACCCAAAUAACUUUCCCAAAACAUGAUCAGCCUUCUCUGAUGACUGCAAUAGAUAAAAAUGUUUUACUGCUCAUUUUCACUCAUUUUGUUGUCAUCAAUAAAAACUGCUUUAAAUUGUA